Messenger RNA from Striga asiatica, 975 nucleotides. The record is from the annotation of a GenBank genome assembly. NCBI's taxonomy places the organism in Eukaryota, Viridiplantae, Streptophyta, Magnoliopsida, Lamiales, Orobanchaceae.
AUGGCUUUGGUCCCUACCCCAACCGCGAACGACGGACCAUUAUUCGCCGAGGUUGACAUGGGCACCGACGCCUCUGCUCCGACCAUCCGCGCCACCGUGGUCCAGGCGGCCACCAUCUUCUACGACACCCCCUCCACUCUUGAUAAAGCCGAAAGGCUACUAGCUGAAGCAGCAUCUUUUGGUUCUCAGUUGGUUGUUUUCCCUGAAGCUUUUAUCGGUGGUUAUCCACGUGGUUCCACAUUUGGUGUUUCUAUCGGAAACCGAACAACUAAGGGUAAAGAAGAAUUCCGUAAAUAUCAUGCUUCUGCCAUUGAUGUUCCUGGGCCCGAAGUUGAUCGCUUGGCUGCUAUGGCUGGAAAGUAUAAGGUUUAUUUAGUGAUGGGCGUUAUAGAAAGAGAUGGAUACACCUUAUAUUGUACAGUUUUAUUUUUUGAUUCUCAAGGUCAUUAUCUUGGAAAGCAUAGGAAAGUCAUGCCAACAGCACUCGAGCGUAUAAUUUGGGGAUUUGGAGAUGGUUCGACAAUUCCAGUUUUCGAGACUUCUAUAGGGAAAAUCGGUGCUGCAAUUUGUUGGGAAAACAGAAUGCCACUUUUAAGGACAGCAAUGUAUGCUAAAGGUGUUGAAAUAUAUUGUGCCCCAACAGCUGAUUCGAGAGACGUGUGGCAAGCAUCAAUGACCCACAUUGCCCUUGAAGGCGGCUGUUUUGUAUUAUCGGCCAAUCAGUUUUGCCGGAGGAAAGAUUAUCCUCCGCCACCGGAUUAUGUAUUUUCAGGCACGGAAGAAGAACUUCUGCCGGAAUCUGUUGUUUGCUCGGGUGGCAAUUUGGGGGAAAUUGUACGAGCCAAAUUCGACUUUGACGUUGUGGGCCAUUAUUCUCGACCCGAAGUACUCAGUCUUCUUGUAAAAGACCAUCCAAUGAGCCCGGUUUCUUUCUCUUCAUCACUAACUGGAAAAGCAGAAAGCUCACAAAAGUGA